Molecule: messenger RNA, 2520 nt
Organism: Closterium sp. NIES-65
Lineage: Eukaryota; Viridiplantae; Streptophyta; Zygnematophyceae; Desmidiales; Closteriaceae
Source: the annotation of a GenBank genome assembly
AUGGCUCGUGUGGCUGGGGUGGGUACGCCUGUAACGCCUCUGCUGAUUGAUCUCGUUCUCGCUGCCCUCAUUGCUUUCCGCGUCGAUCCAUUUCAAGCUGCCAGCCCCCCGGAAACACCUCCUCUGCUCAACAUGCUCACUCUCUCGCCACGCCGUUCCACCUCCUCUGCACUCUGUUUCACACUGCGGAGUAUGUACGAAGCUGUAGGAAUUGCUUUGGGCCGGCUAGUGGGAGUGGGUGAGUUGGGCGUGCAACUGGAGGAGCUAAGCGAGCAGCUGGAAGUAGCCAGGGGGGAGUUGGCUAAGAACCUGAUUACAAGGCAAGCGGACGAGCUGGCAGCAGCAAGAGGGAACGUUGCUGAGCAGGCCAGUUGUGUGCUCAAGGCUGAAGCUACCCUCGAGGGAGCAUUGGUGUCGCUUGUACGAGGCGUUUGGGAAGCACACGCAUGUUGGAUGUUGUUUCUGGCCCCUCGCGGCCCCCUUCGCGACCCCGUUGCCGCCCUUCCAGGCCCUUUGCGGCCCCUUCGCGGCCCCGUCGCCGCCCCUAUCGGCCCCGUCGCCGACCUUUCAGGCCCCUCGCGACCCCCUUCGCGGCCCCGUCGCCGCCUUUACCGGCCCGUCGCCGCCUCAAGCGGCCCCGUCGCCGCCUCCAGCAGCCCCGUCGCCGCCCCUAUCGGCCCCGUCGCCGCCUCCACAGCCCCGUCGCCGCCCCCUUGCGGCCGCGUCGCUGCCCCUUUCGGCCCUGCCUCGACCCCGACCCCGGCCCUGCCCCGACCCUGUCGCGGCCCCGUCCCGGACCUGCCCCGACCCCGGCCCUGCCCUGACCCUGUCGCGGCCCUAUCGCGGCCCUCCCCUUGCUAUGCCCCGACCCUGCCUCGACCCUGCCCCGGCCCCGCCCCGGCCAUGCUCCGUCGCCUGUCGCGGCGCACCGGGGGCACGUGCACCGCCCCCCCCCCCCCCCCCCCCCUCUUUUUCCCGUCGCCCGUUGCGGCUCCCUGGGGGGCCGCACGCGGCCCCCUCAGUCGCGCUGCCGAUCAGCAUCAGCCGUCUGCCGGUCUUCAUUCCUACGCACCUGGCCGUCGGCUGCACAGCACAAUGGCGGGUGGCGGGAGUGUUCACGGCGUGAUUGCGCUGAUUGUGCUGCUCCUCAUCCUCGUGAUCACCGCUGGACCCGCCAGUGGCGCAGCACUGGACGCGCAGCUGCAGGUGGGCACGCAGGGUGAAGGCGAUUGCCAAACCAGCCAAGUCCGUCCGCUGCAUCAUCGGUGCGUCUCUGCUGCUCUCUUUCCUGCUGCUCUCUUUCCUGCUGCUCUCUUUCCUGCUGCUCUCGCUCCUGCUGCUCUCGCUCCUGUUGCUGUCAGGUCACCUCCCCCUUAUUCCCCCCCGUCUCCCCUCCCGCUCCCCUCCCUCCGCCCUCCCUCUCCCCUCCCUCCCACUCUCCCCACCCCUCACCGCCGGUACGCCAGAGGACAUCUGUGGGAGGACAUCUGUGGGCACGCGGUGUGCCCCACCAACUUCUCAUGCACUGCAACCACGGACCGCAGGGGAGUGGGGUGCGUCUGCGAUGGCGGCACCAGCAGGCCGGACGGCACAUGCGAGCUCUUCGCUGGGAAUUUUUCUCCCCCUGAGCCCGCACCGUCGGCCACCGACUCGGAUGUGUGUGGCAACAGCACCAGGAACCCCUGCAAGUCAGGCUCCUGCAUCAGUGGUGGCCCCGGCUCCUACUCCUGUGUCUGCCCGCCCUUGCACGUCCCAGACACCAGAACCAACGGAUACCCCACCUGUGAAUACAAAACUUCGGGACUUGCUUCAACACUGGAGGUGCAAGGAGACAACUGGAGGUGUGAGGACGUCUAUCCUCUUUAUGGACUCACUCUAGACGAGUUCACUGCACAGAACAAUGGCGUGGACUGCACUGCUGCCCUCACCCGGGGUCAAAUACUCAACGUGACUGAGAGGGACGACCUUGCCUCCUGCUCUGUCUUCUAUUACAUUCAACCGGGCGACACAUGCGAGUCAGUGGCAGCCUCUUUUGGCCUUUCCUCCUCCUCCCUGUCGCUCCUCAACCCCGGCCUCGACUGCUCCUCACCGCUCCCCCUGUCCCGCUCCCUCUGCAUCGAGCGGGACGAUCGGAAGGUGGGGAUCGGGGAGGAAUGCUUUUUAGACGCUUCAACCGUUGGCAGCGGCACGAGCAGCUGCACUCAGGUGGUGGAGGGCCAUCAGCUGGGUUCCCUGCUGGAGCUCUACCGCCUGAACCCAGGGCUCGUGUGCUACACCUCACUGCACGCUGAUCAGGAGGCUGGCUGGCCGAAGAUAUGUCUCAAGCCCGCUGUAGCUCUUCCCUAUGGUGGCUGCGGCGAGGGACGGGCAAGGACGUUCAAAGCGUCGGCGUCGUGCAGCAGCAUCAUCAACAGGGCAUUCGGAAGAAGCACGGAGCUGUUUGAGAAGUAUAAUAGCCCGUGCGCGGGGACCAUUGGGGGCAGCUCUGGUGGACCUGUUGAAAUCUGUCUGCCCCCGUGA